AUGGUAUCCAAACCUCUUUUCAAGCGUGACGAUGCAGGUCGUUUCAAACCAAUUGUUAUCGACAUUCACAGGUAUCCAGAUGUUGACAAUGGAGCGAUUCUUUGGGAAGCAGUGGGUGCCUGCCAACUGCUGGAGUAUGUCGAUCACGAGUCAGGGCUCAAGUUUUAUGGUCCCAUGUUUACACAAUAUGAGUUUGUCACACCCUAUUCUACCACGCUUAAUAAUGCAACAUGGAAAACUAAAUUGAAAAAUCCCAAGCUUGAAUGUAAUUCAUGGAUGUCCAGCUUGAGUUCUGAUGCAUGCUUGGGAGCAAAUUUCAUUGGAUACUCUCGACUGGACCAUUUCACAUGUGCAGAGUAUACCACUCAGUCUCAGACACCAUCAUUCAACUCUUCUCCAAACAGUCCAAGCCCCCAAUCGAUGCAGUAA
Messenger RNA from Naegleria fowleri, 429 nucleotides. RefSeq lists its product as uncharacterized. The transcript has a single exon. The record is from RefSeq and is a predicted model, not a curated record. The coding region runs from base 1 to 429 and encodes 142 amino acids. Lineage: Eukaryota; Heterolobosea; Eutetramitea; Acrasida; Naegleriidae.